This is a messenger RNA of Nycticebus coucang (slow loris), 2002 nucleotides long. It is a transcript of the gene LRRC3, whose product is annotated as leucine rich repeat containing 3. Bases 186 to 950 code for a protein of 254 amino acids. The record is from RefSeq and is a predicted model, not a curated record. Gene Ontology annotation, cellular component: plasma membrane. Gene Ontology annotation, molecular function: protein binding. NCBI's taxonomy places the organism in Eukaryota, Metazoa, Chordata, Mammalia, Primates, Lorisidae. The transcript has 2 exons.
UGGAGCGCGUCCUCCGCAGCAGGCCGCCGCGGUGUGGGUGCGGGGGCACCGGGCCACCUCGCAAGGUGUGUCGCCGGGUGGGACGGGCUCCGACAGGCCCGAGAGCGGAGAGCAGCCCCCGGCCACGCAGAACUGCAAGUGGAGAGCACUGCCCUGGACGUGGGACACGGUGGGGAAGAGUCAGGAUGGGCACCGCUGGCCCCUGGCCCCUGCUGGUUUCCACAAGACGGGCUUGCCUCUUCCUCCUCUUCUGCCUGCGGGUAGGUGCCUCCUGCCCUCACCCUUGCCGGUGUCCUGAGCAUGCUGGGGCGGUGGCUGUCCACUGCAGUGCGAGGGGCCUCCAGGAGAUCCCCAGGGACGUCCCCACAGAUGCCGUGCUCCUGAAGCUGGAUGCGAACAAAAUCUCCCACAUCCCCAAUGGAGCCUUCCAGCACCUGACCCAGCUGAGAGAGCUGGACUUGUCUCAAAACUUCAUCGAGACCAUCAGUCCUGCUGCCUUCUCUGGCCUGGCCGGGGGCCUGCGGCUGCUGGACCUGUCCCACAACCGCAUCCGGAGGGUCCCCAAGGAUGCCCUGGGCAAGCUCAGUGCCAAGAUACGCCUGUCCCACAACCCCCUGCACUGCGAGUGUGCCCUGCAGGAGGCCCUGUGGGAGCUGAAGCUGGACCCUGACUCAGUGGAUGAGAUCGCCUGCCACACCUCCGUGCAGGACGAGUUUGUGGGGAAGCCCCUGAUCCAGGCCCUGGACUCUGGCGUCAGCUUCUGCAGCAUCCACCACAAGACCACUGAUGUGGCCAUGCUGGUCACCAUGUUCGGCUGGUUUGCCAUGGUGAUCGCCUAUGUGGUGUACUACGUGCGCCACAACCAGGAGGACGCCCGGCGGCACCUGGAGUACCUCAAGUCCCUGCCUAGUGCCCCUGUUUCCAAGGACCUCGUUGGCCCUGUGCCCUAGUGCCUGCUCCUGGCAGACCCUGGCCCACUGGCUGCCACAGCUUUUGGAGCAGGUGGAGUCUGGCGCCUUCGUGUCCCCCCUCGAGGUAGGUGAUCACAGCUGCUGUUGGGUGUCUACACUGCGGUAUCUCCAAGUCAGGUGGUUUCACUGUUGGACCCACUUAAUGGAUAAGGAAACUGGAACUUAGAGCAACAGACUGGCUUACCUGGGACAACACAGUCAGAAAACCAUCCCGUUGGUUGGUUGAUGACAACCAGUCUGUCUUGAUGUCCGCACCCCUUCCACUGUGCAGGCCUCCCCCUCGCAGACCUGUGGGAAGUGAAUGCUCCAUAAGUGUGAGGUCUCUGUGGAGGACUGGUGCAGAUCCACCUGCUGCAGGUGCUAGGUCCUCCGCUGGGGAGCUGGCUGGGCUUUGUUUACCUUGUACAUCCUGGGAGCAUCUGAACACAAGCCCUUCUCCCAGAGCACAGUUGCAGAGAGCAGGUUUUUCUAGAGAACUAAGUAGAAUGCGUAGCUCAAACUAAAUGUUCAACAUCUUGUUUAUUCUCAGAAUAUUUGUGCCAAAAUUUAAGUCUAGUGAGGGGGGAAAACCGUGGAGAGAAACCUGGGAAAGGUCCAGUGCAGGCCCCCAGGGGCAGUGUCAGCAGCAGGUAGACAUGGCCCACCGCCUCCUGCCUCUCCUGCUGAACCUGUCUCGGAAGGUGCAUCCCGGGUCACCUUUGUGCCUUGCUUCUCCACUCUCUGAUAUCUAAAGCAGCUCCUUUUCUAAGGAUGGGAGGACAGAUGUUCCAUGUUUCAAGGCCAGCCAACGGGAUGCUUCCUUUUCUCCAGCAACAAAAACCCUGUCUUUUCACCUUUGCUGCCAGGAAUCUCAGAGAUAAUUUAGUGUUUGAUUUUCUUACCUAUAUUACUUCACCUUCUGGGUGGACAUUACCUCCACCUAUAUGAUUCUGAUUUAUUAUUUCAUUCCUUAUUGCCUUUUUGUAUGUUUAUUUUUAAAUUACUUUGAAUAUAUUUUGGGGGGAGCAAAUAAGUGUAAAUUGUAUACAGAC